AUGAUGCUCAGACCACAGACAACAGCGGUGCGGCCCACAAUAGCGCGCGUUGCAGCAGCGCGCACUGCCAGCCAGCAUUGUCGGCAUCAAAUCCACCACGCCGCCGCGACAACGUCGAGUCAUACAGAUCCAACACCACGAUCGCUCCACACCUCGGGCCCAGCAACAUCACGCUGCGGCUCACGUCGCUCAGCACGGUAUGCUGGCAUGCAGUAUUCGACAUUCCACUCGAGCUGCAGGUCGCCUUCGAACGCAGAGUCGACGGCGGGGUCGUUACACGCGCCAGCAUCCGACAUGCCUUCGGUGAGCCCACGCUCGCUGGUCAAGUACCUCGACACGUACGUCGUCGGCCAGACGAAGGCGAAGAAGGUGCUGGCCGUGGGUGUGUGGAAUCACUAUCUGCGGGUAGCGUCGAAUCAGCGCAUGCGCGAGGAGCACGAGCAGCGGCUUGCCGAUGCGCAACCGGACGAUGCCACGCCUGCAUCGCGAUCGCUUCGACUGGGCAAGUACCAACGCGACGACAGCCCGCCGGAUGGCGAUGAGGCGAUCGGGGAGAGCUGGAAGGCGCACCAUGCGAUCCAGCAGGAACGCGCGGCGGAACGCACGCGCGAUCCACACGGCGAGGCGACGCGCAGCCUCAUGUUCGGACGCGCCGAGCGCGAGUGGCUCGUCAACGCCGGCGGGCCCCAGGCGAUCGAUGAGACGAGAGGAAAGCCAGAGCGCAAGUUCGGCGACACCGCACCAGCGAGAAGGGCGGUUCAGACGCCAGCAGAGGAGGCGGGGCAGCGCCUCAGUCAGGGCGGCAGCGAGACGGCGCUGGCAGAGGCGGCGUCGAGAAUGCACGAAGCCGUGCUGUCGGACUACACGCCUGCGGCCAAGCGCACUCUUCCGCCGGCCGAGGUGGGCGAGGAGGAGGCGCCGCUGUACUUUUCGUCCAACUCGAUCGCGCACCGCUCGCCCAACACCAAGCCCGUCCCGCGCGCGCGCACUUCGAAGCCCGAGGCGGACGUGCACAAGUGGGAGUCGCCUUCCGACCGGGCUGCGCACGCCGCGAGCUUGGCGGAAGAGCGCACACGGCGAGCGCUUCGCGCUGCACAUCAACGGCUCUCCACCCCCACCUCCUCGGCCGCCUCAGCGACCCCGCCACCGACGGGGCUGGGCUCGUUCAUGUCAUCGCAGCCCGGGACUUUGCCGUUUUUCGAAAAGUCCAACAUCCUGCUGCUGGGCCCGUCGGGAAGUGGCAAGACGCUGCUGCUGCGGACGCUGGCGCAGGCGCUGGACGUGCCGUUUGUGCACGUCGACGCCACGCCGCUCACCAUGGCCGGCUACGUGGGCGACGACGUGGAGACCAUCAUCCAGCGGCUGCUCGUCGAGAGCGGCUGGGACGUCGAGCGUGCCCAGCGCGGGAUCGUGUGCAUCGACGAGAUCGAUAAGCUCCGACGCGGAACGGGCGGUGGGGGAGCGGGGGGCAAGGAUGUGGGUGGCGAGGGCGUACAGCAGGCGCUGCUGAGAAUGCUCGAGGGGACAACCAUCCAGGUGGCCGACAAGAGCGGUGCGGCGGCAGCUGGUGGGGGCAAGGCGAAACCGCAACAGGCCUGGUCGCCACUCAAUCCGGGUGAGGGAGGAAAGGAGCUGGGGGCUUGGUACAACUCGAGGCGGCAGCGUGUGGGUGGGCGUGAUCCUGCGGGAGGCGUGCAGGGCCAGGGUGCGUCGGUGAGCGUGGACACGAGCUCGAUCCUGUUCGUGCUGUCGGGAGCGUUCGUGGGGAUCGAGGAGACGAUUCGGAAGCGGUUGGCGUCGCACGGGGCGACGUUGGGUACGGCCGAGCUGCUUGCGCGUCUGGAGCCGGGCGAUUUGGAGCAGUACGGCUUGAUCCCCGAAUUCAUCGGCCGCGUACCGGUGUCGGUGGUGCUGGCACCGCUGACGCACGACGACCUUGUGCGCGUCAUGACCGAGCCGCGCAACAGUCUGGUGGACCAGUACACGUCGCUGUUCCAGCUCAACGGCAUCACGCUGCACAUGACGCGCGGCGCAAUCGAAGAGGUCGUCCACCGCGCUCUGGGCACGUCCGCACCUUCACUAGCAUCAAGCGCAUCAGCAACGUCCAACAAGGACAAGGCGGAGGCCAAGGUGGAGGCCAAGGUGGAGCGGGUGGCGGGAGGAGGAGCACGCAGUCUACGUCGCAUCAUGGAGGAGAUCCUGCUGGACGCCUUCUACGAAUCCUACGGCAGCUCGUCGGUCAAGUACAUCCUCGUCGACCGUGCCGCCGUGCGCGAUGGACACGUCAAGCUCUUCUCGCGCGGUCAGAAGUUCGACUUUGACGCCCAGUGCGGCCUCGACUCGGAAGCUCCAUCCGCCACCAGACCACCUCCACGCAAGGAUAGGCACCAAGUCGUCGAUCCCACACGCGCCGCUGUGGCUCGACUCAAAGCACGCGCCAUGGUGCGCGCACGACUGCGACGCACCAACCGCCUCGUCGAUCCCGUCAUCUACAUCUGA
Messenger RNA from Moesziomyces aphidis, 2499 nucleotides. NCBI's taxonomy places the organism in Eukaryota, Fungi, Basidiomycota, Ustilaginomycetes, Ustilaginales, Ustilaginaceae. The record is from the annotation of a GenBank genome assembly.